UUAAACAAUUGCAUUAAAUUGAAGAUAAGUGUCUUUUACACAAUAUUACUAAUAAAUUACGCUUAGCGUAAGAAAAGGGCACUCAAAAUGUUGUACUGCCCGCCAAAUGUGACGUUGAGCGAGAUUUGGACCAAUCAUGGAAUCUCACACUGUUUUAUGGACACAGUGGGACCAGCUGUAUGUGGUGGUUUUCUACUCCUCUUUGGCGGCAUACAACUCUUGAUUUAUCGCAAAUAUGCCACACCCAAGGAUCCUACACAGAUCUCCAAAUCCCGUCUGUAUGCUCUGCAAAUGUUUCUGCUCCUUUUUGUAUCUGUGCUGGCGCUACUGCGAUUCUUUCUAAACGCUCGCAUCUAUACGGACAGUGCGGUCUAUGGUUAUAUGAUAUUUUACACAUGUGUUGUGUGUUUCUCGUAUCCAUUUUGCAUCUGUCUCAUAGUCAAGGAGCGACAUUAUCAACUGCCUUCGGUUCCAACACGCGGGCAUGGCCUCAUUUUGUUGCUCUUUUGGACUUUGGCACUGAUCAAUGAAGCGCUGGCAAUCGUGAACUUAGACCAUGAAGACUGGUGGUUCCAUUUAAAAAACAACAAAGAUGAAAUUGAAAUGGGCAUGUUUAUCACUCGUUUUCUAUGCUCGCUGCUCAUAUUUGUACUCGGACUGAAGGCACCAGGCAUAAUGGCGCCCUAUAAUCCGCAUCAGCGUAUGGAUAAUGAGUCAUCAGAAAACUUAACGGGCGAUGUGCCAACUGGGUCUGCAUUUCGAAAUGGUUGGCGCAAGUUGCGAACACUAUUUCCAUAUCUGUGGCCCAAAAAGGAUACAAUGCUACAAUUUGCUGUUGUCGUUUGCAUAAUUCUACUCAUUGCCGGGCGCGUCAUUAAAUUGUUUCUGCCCAUUUAUCGCAAGUUGUUGGUGGACAGCCUUACCAUUGAGCCAGUCGAAUUCCGUUGGGACUUUGUGCUUAUUUAUGUUGCGUUAUCGUUUCUCCAAGGCGGCGGUACGGGCACCAUGGGUCUGUUUAACAAUCUGCGUACUUUCCUAUGGAUUCGCGUACAACAGUAUACAACCCGGGAGAUUGAGAUUGAUCUAUUCCGACAUUUGCAUCAGUUGUCUUUGCGUUGGCAUUUGCAACGCAAGACGGGCGAGGUGCUGCGUAUCAUGGAUCGAGGCACAGAUUCUAUAAACAAUCUUCUCAACUAUAUUGUCUUCUCAAUAACUCCAACUAUACUCGAUCUCCUUGUGGCUGUUGUCUUCUUUAUCUACGCUUUUAACUGGUGGUUCGGUUUAAUCGUGUUCUUAACCAUGUUCUUGUAUAUAGCAUCCACCAUUGCCAUAACAGAAUGGCGCACAAAGUACCAAAGACGAAUGAAUCUUGCGGAUAAUGAGCAGCGUGCUCGAAGUGUAGACUCGUUGCUUAACUUUGAGACGGUCAAAUACUAUGGCGCCGAAGGCUACGAAGUUGAUUGUUACAGGGAGGCUAUACUCAAGUACCAAAAGGAGGAGUUUCUGUCAAUGCUCACAUUGAACUUGCUAAACACGGCACAGAAUAUUAUUCUCUGUCUGGGUUUAUUAGCGGGAUCAUUACUCUGCGUCUAUUUGGUGGUGCAUCAUCAGACCUUAACUGUCGGUGACUUUGUGCUCUUUUCCACGUAUCUCAUGGAUCUAUACAUGCCGUUGAAUUGGUUUGGCACAUACUAUCGUGCUAUACAAAAGAAUUUCGUAGACAUGGAAAAUAUGUUUGAAUUGCUGCGUGAGGACGAGGAAAUUGUGGAUGCGCCAGGCAGUGCACCGUUGCUUACAGCUGGCGGUGGCAUAGAAUUCUCCAAUGUUACAUUUGGUUAUUCGCCAGAGAAGGCGGUAUUGCGCAAUAUCAGUUUUUCGGUACCGGCAGGAAAGACUGUUGCCAUUGUGGGACCCUCUGGCGCUGGCAAGAGUACGAUUAUGCGAUUGCUCUUCCGUUUCUACGACGUGCAAAUGGGAGCCAUAUCAAUAGAUGGACAGAACAUCAAGUUGGUUCAACAGCAAAGUCUGCGAAAGGCAAUUGGUGUUGUACCUCAGGACACGGUACUAUUCAACAACACCAUUUACUAUAAUAUUGAAUAUGCCAAAAUAGGAUCAACAGCUGAUGCCGUUUACGAGGCUGCGCGCUCAGCGGAUAUACACGACAGAAUCUUGGGAUUCCCCGAUAGCUAUGAGACUAAGGUGGGUGAGAGAGGAUUGCGUUUGAGUGGCGGUGAAAAACAACGUGUGGCUAUCGCGAGAACUCUUCUGAAGUCACCCAUUAUUGUACUGCUGGACGAGGCUACCUCUGCGCUGGACACGCAUACGGAGCGCAAUAUUCAAGCAGCAUUGGCCCGUGUCUGUGCCAAUCGAACCACAAUUAUUGUUGCACAUCGCCUGUCCACGGUUAUACACGCAGAUGAGAUUUUGGUGCUAAAGGAGGGCAGCAUUGUGGAGCGUGGUAGACACGAUCAACUUGUUCAGCGCGAAGACAGCAUCUAUGCAGACAUGUGGCAGCAGCAGCUUAAGAAUCUAGACGCUGAACAGAGCCCAUCUGAGGGCGGAGAAUCAACUGCGUCUACAUCUGGUGGUGGAACUGCAAAUGGAAAAGGGGAACGGCCCUCGACAGCGGCUAGUGGAGCAGUGUUUAGAGCGGGUCAUGCGCACGGAGGUGCACGCUAAGGGAUUGCAAAAA
This is a messenger RNA of Drosophila innubila, 2692 nucleotides long. RefSeq names its product ATP-binding cassette sub-family B member 6, mitochondrial (gene Hmt-1). Gene Ontology annotation, biological process: heme transport; transmembrane transport. The coding region runs from base 88 to 2679 and encodes 863 amino acids. Gene Ontology annotation, cellular component: membrane. The record is from RefSeq and is a predicted model, not a curated record. Gene Ontology annotation, molecular function: ATP hydrolysis activity; ABC-type heme transporter activity; heme binding. The transcript is spliced from 7 exons. Lineage: Eukaryota; Metazoa; Arthropoda; Insecta; Diptera; Drosophilidae.